Molecule: messenger RNA, 1724 nt
Organism: Erinaceus europaeus (western European hedgehog)
Lineage: Eukaryota; Metazoa; Chordata; Mammalia; Eulipotyphla; Erinaceidae
Gene: HSF4
Product: heat shock transcription factor 4
Exons: 13
Coding region: 81-1565 (494 amino acids)
Biological process (GO): regulation of DNA-templated transcription
Molecular function (GO): sequence-specific DNA binding; DNA-binding transcription factor activity
Source: RefSeq, a predicted model, not a curated record
CGGCAAGCGCAGCACUUUCCUCGGCUUUGACAAGCCCGCUCAGCCCGGCGCUGAGCGCGGAGCUGGGCCGAGACCGCGCCAUGCAGGAGACGCCAGCCUCGCUGUCCACGGAGCCGGGCCCCGGUCCCGUGCCUGCCUUCCUCGGCAAGCUGUGGGCGCUGGUGGGAGAUCCGGGCACCGACCACCUGAUCCGCUGGAGUCCGAGCGGGACCAGUUUCCUCGUGAGUGACCAAAGCCGCUUUGCCAAGGAAGUGUUGCCCCAAUACUUCAAGCACAGCAACAUGGCGAGUUUUGUGAGGCAGCUCAACAUGUACGGCUUUCGGAAGGUGAUGAGCAUCGAGCAGGGCGGCCUGCUCAGACCCGAGCGCGACCACGUCGAGUUCCAGCACCCGAGCUUCAUGCGUGGCCGCGAGCAGCUACUGGAACGCGUGCGGCGCAAGGUGCCCGCGCUGCGAAGCGAUGAAGGCCGCUGGCGCCCCGAGGACCUGGGCCGGCUGUUGGGCGAAGUGCAGGCUUUGCGGGGAGUGCAGGAGAGCACCGAGGCGCGGCUGCGGGAGCUCAGGCAGCAGAAUGAGAUCUUAUGGAGGGAGGUGGUGACACUGCGACAGAGUCAAGGUCAGCAGCACCGGGUGAUUGGCAAGCUGAUCCAGUGUCUUUUGGGGCCACUUCAGGCUGGACCCAGCAGUGCAGGAGCCAAAAGGAAGCUGUCCCUGAUGCUGGAUGAGGGGAGCUCAUGCCCAAUGCCAGCCAAAUUCACAGCCUGUCCUCUACCUGGCACCCUCCUGCAGGACCCCUACUUCAUCCAGUCGCCCCUCCCAGAGACUGUCUUGGGCCUCAACAGUCCUCACAGGGCAAGAGGCCCCAUUAUCUUUGAUAUCCCUGAAGACUCUCCAUCCCCAGAAGGGGCCAGGCUUUCUCCAUCCAAUGGUGGCAGGAGGGAGAAGGGCCUGGCACUGCUCAAAGAAGAGCCAGCCAGCCCAGGGGGGGAAGGCGAGGCCAGGCUGGCCCUGGCCCUGGCCCCAAACGAGUGUGACUUCUGCGUGACAGCCCCCCCACCGCUGCCUGUGGCUGUGGUGCAGGCCAUCCUGGAUGGGAAAGGGAGCUUCAGCCCUGAGGGGCCCAGGAGUGCUCAACAGCCUGAACCACAGGAGCCCAGGGAAAUACCUGAAAGGGGGUCUCUAGGCAUGGAGCGAGGGGGCCGAAGCCCAGAGAAUCUGCUGCCUUCAAUGCUGCUUCGGGCUCCCUCUGAAAGUGUAGAGACUGCAGGAUCCGUAGAUGUGGUGGGCCCCAAUCUCCAAGGGAGAGAAUGGACCCUGAUGGACUUGGACAUGGAGGUGUCUCUGAUGCAGCCCAUUGUUCCAGAGAGGGGUGAGACUGAAUUAACAGUCAAGGGCUUAAAUUCUCCAAGCUCAGGGAAGGACUCCACAUUUGGAACACCACUCCUGCUGGACGUCCAAGCAACUUUGGGAGGCCCAGCCCUGGGCCUGCCUGGAGCUUUAACUAUUUACAGCACCCCUGAGAGCCAGGCCUCCUAUUUGGGUUCUGGAGCCAAUCCCUCCCCCUGAGACCAGCUCUACACAAAACCAUUCCGAGGAGCUCCACGCACUUCCUGCUCAGCUUUUGGCAGCCCCUGGCGGAAGUUGGAAGUUGAGAGAAGCCCCUGUUACUCGGUUCCCUACUCCAUAACCAAGUCCUGUACAUAAAUGGCAUUGUUCCCUCCUGUG